Tigriopus californicus is the source of this 1220-nucleotide messenger RNA. RefSeq lists its product as uncharacterized. The record is from RefSeq and is a predicted model, not a curated record. Gene Ontology annotation, cellular component: lysosome. Lineage: Eukaryota; Metazoa; Arthropoda; Copepoda; Harpacticoida; Harpacticidae. Bases 61 to 1170 code for a protein of 369 amino acids. The transcript is spliced from 3 exons. Gene Ontology annotation, molecular function: cysteine-type endopeptidase activity.
AUUUCUCAAAGAGCUUCAGUGCUACGCUGCAGUGAGAUUUGUCAAAUCAAGUCUCUCCAAAUGAAGGUUUUCAUUGCUCUUGCCCUAUGUGUGGCUUUGGCCUCGGCCGCCACCUUCCAAGAAGAGGGAUUCCUCAGCCGGGAGUUCCAACUCUUCGAGGCCAAGUUCGCCAAGAAGUACGCUUCCGUUGCUGAGCGACAAAGCCGUUACAAUAUCUUCAAGCAAAAUGUUGCCAAGAUCCAGCAACACAACUUGUCUGGAAAAAGCUGGACCGAAUCCAUCUCUCAAUUCGCUGACAUGACUCAUGAGGAGUUCGUGUCUCAACGCUUGAAUGGAUACGUCAACAUGAAGAAGGAGGGUUUGGGCGCCGCCAAGGCGCAAGAGCACAUUGACAUCGCUGCUUUGCCCGAGAGCAUGGACUGGAGGGACAAGGGGGUCGUCACCGAAGUUAAGGACCAAGGAUCUUGUGGCUCCUGUUGGGCUUUUGCCUCUGUUGAGAGCAUUGAAUCUUAUGUGGCUAUCAACAACGGAAGCCUCAUGGAGCUGUCCGCCCAACAGAUCACUUCUUGCACUCCCAAUGAGCUCCAAUGCGGCGGAACCGGUGGAUGCCAAGGAUCCAUUCCUCAAUUGGGCUGGACCUACGUCCAGUUGUUUGGUUUGGUGAGCGAGGAUGACUGGCCCUACCAAUCUGGAGGCAACGGAGCUAGUGGCUCUUGCGACGACUCCUCCGACAUGAACAAGGCCGUCACCGUCCGUGGUUAUGAGCUCCUUCCCCGUAACGACUACAAUGCCAUCUUGAACCAUUUGGCUACCGUUGGACCUUUGGCCGUGGCCGUUGAUGCUUCCUUCUGGGGAUUCUAUGGCGGUGGUGUCUUCGAUGGGUGCCCCUAUGAUAGCAACAUUGUCAUCAACCACGCCGUGCAAAUGGUAGGAUACGGAACCGAUCCCGAUGAGGGAGACUACUGGAUUGUCAGAAACUCCUGGGGACCUUCUUGGGGCGAGGAUGGUUACAUUCGUUUGAAGAGAAACUCCACCCCUCAAUGCGGAACUGAUUCUACCCCCUUGUCUGGAACCGCUUGUGUCAAUGAUGGCAAUGAUGAGCAAUACGUUUGCGGAACAUGCGCCGUUCUCUUUGACGUCUUGUACCCAAUUGGUGCUACCGCUCUCUGAGUUAAGAUUUUAUUCAAUCAGAAACAGAGUCCUCUUGAUUAACAUUGAAA